UCUUCUCCCACCUUGACCAAUCAAGGGUCCGUCAUGCCUUUCUCCAAUGGCAGCCGAUUGGAUCAAGGACUCAAGCUUCCACUGAUUCAGUCACCAGACAGCUUUGGACAGAAGUUAUCUUCCCCACAUUCUGCAGAUUCUCCAGAAAUUAGUAAGAAAGCAGUUGGAUUCAAAAGGAAGAGAAGCAAUAACAGGAUUGAAGAGAAGCAGAAAGAAGUAAUCCAUGUCAGGGCAAAAAGAGGUCAAGCUACUGAUAGUCACAGUUUAGCAGAACGGGUGAGAAGAGAGAAGAUCAAUGAAAAGCUAAGAUGCUUGCAGGACUUGGUUCCAGGAUGUUACAAGGCAAUGGGAAUGGCAGUUAUGUUAGAUGUGAUCAUAAACUACGUUCUGUCACUACAGCAACAGAUUGAGUUUCUCUCCAUGAAGCUCUCAGCAGCAAGCAUGUGUUUUGAUUUCAACACCUACGAGAUGAAUACCAUCCAAACCAUGCAGAGAAGUCCUAGCACAGAUAGAGUCCAAGGGAUGGAAAGGAUGGAAGGAGAAGGUUAUCAAGGCUUUGCUUAUUGGAACCCUACAUGGCCGCUUCAGUAGAAGAAGAAGAAAGUCUUUGGUUCUGCUGGAAGCAUCCUUUUUUUCAUACACAUAAAUUAGUUGGAUUACUGUUAAGAUGAAACUCUGUAAAACAAAUAUUGCAUUGCAGGUA
This is a messenger RNA of Prosopis cineraria, 703 nucleotides long. Its product is annotated as transcription factor BEE 3-like. The record is from RefSeq and is a predicted model, not a curated record. The transcript has 6 exons. Gene Ontology annotation, cellular component: nucleus. Lineage: Eukaryota; Viridiplantae; Streptophyta; Magnoliopsida; Fabales; Fabaceae. The coding region runs from base 34 to 591 and encodes 185 amino acids. Gene Ontology annotation, molecular function: protein dimerization activity; DNA-binding transcription factor activity. Gene Ontology annotation, biological process: regulation of DNA-templated transcription.